Molecule: messenger RNA, 1766 nt
Organism: Chrysochloris asiatica (Cape golden mole)
Lineage: Eukaryota; Metazoa; Chordata; Mammalia; Afrosoricida; Chrysochloridae
Gene: CHEK1
Product: checkpoint kinase 1
Exons: 12
Coding region: 3-1433 (476 amino acids)
Biological process (GO): mitotic G2 DNA damage checkpoint signaling; protein phosphorylation
Cellular component (GO): site of double-strand break; nucleus; cytoplasm
Molecular function (GO): protein serine/threonine kinase activity; ATP binding
Source: RefSeq, a predicted model, not a curated record
UCAUGGCAGUGCCUUUUGUGGAAGACUGGGACUUGGUGCAAACCCUGGGAGAAGGUGCCUAUGGAGAAGUUCAACUUGCUGUGAAUAGAAGAACUGAAGAAGCAGUUGCAGUGAAGAUUGUGGACAUGAAGCGUGCCAUAGAUUGUCCAGAAAAUAUUAAGAAAGAGAUCUGUAUCAACAAAAUGCUAAAUCAUGAGAAUGUAGUGAAAUUCUAUGGCCAUAGAAGAGAAGGCAAUAUCCAGUAUCUGUUUCUGGAGUACUGUAGUGGGGGAGAACUUUUUGAUAGAAUAGAGCCAGACAUAGGCAUGCCUGAACAAGAUGCUCAGAGAUUCUUCCAUCAACUAAUGGCAGGGGUGAUUUAUCUUCAUGGUAUUGGAAUAACCCAUCGUGAUAUUAAGCCAGAAAAUCUCUUAUUGGAUGAAAGGGAUAACCUCAAAAUCUCUGACUUUGGCUUGGCAACAGUGUUUCGACAUAACAAUCGUGAACGUUUAUUAAACAAGAUGUGUGGUACUUUACCUUAUGUUGCUCCAGAACUUUUAAAGAGAAAAGAAUUUCAUGCAGAACCAGUUGAUGUUUGGUCCUGUGGAAUAGUCCUUACUGCAAUGUUGGCUGGAGAAUUGCCAUGGGACCAGCCCAGUGACAGUUGUCAAGAAUAUUUUGAUUGGAAAGAAAAAAAAACAUACCUCAACCCCUGGAAAAAAAUUGAUUCUGCUCCUCUAGCUCUGCUGCAUAAAAUCUUAGUCGAGAACCCAUCAGUAAGAAUUUCCAUCCCAGACAUUAAAAAAGACAGAUGGUACAACAAACCACUCAAGAAAGGAUCAAGGAGGCCUCAGGUCACUUCAGGAGGUGUAUCAGAGUCUCCAGGUGGAUUCUCUAAGCACAUUCAAUCCAAUUUGGACUUCCCUCCAGUAAGCUGUGCUUCUAGUGAAGAAAAUGUGAAGUACUCUAGUUCCCAGCCAGAACCACGAACAGGACUUUCCUUAUGGGACACCAGCUCCUCAUAUAUAGAUAAACUGGUACAAGGGAUCAGUUUUUCUCAACCUACAUGUCCUGAUCAUAUGCUUCUUAAUAGUCAGUUGCUUGGCACUCCAGGAUCCUCACAGAAUCCAUGGCAGCGCUUGGUCAAAAGAAUGACACGAUUCUUUACCAAAUUGGAUGCAGACAAAUCUUAUCAUUGCCUAAAAGAGACUUGUGAGAAGUUGGGCUAUCAGUGGAAGAAGAGUUGUGUGAAUCAGGUUACUGUAUCAACAACUGACAGGAGAAAUAAUAAAUUAAUAUUCAAAGUGAACUUGGUGGAAAUGAAUGAGAAGAUCUUGGUAGACUUCCGACUUUCUAAGGGUGAUGGACUGGAGUUCAAGAGACACUUUCUGAAGAUUAAAGGGAAGCUGAGUGAUGUUGUGAGCAACCAGAAGGUUUGGCUUCCUGCCACGUGAUAGAUCCAUUGGCUCUGGGGUUCUUGGUGAAUAUAAUCCUGCUAUGUUGACAUUAUUCUUCCUAGAGAAGAUGAUCCUAUUCUGCAAACUACAAAUCUAAAACAGUAGUUCCUGAAGAGAUUUCUUCUUUAUGCUAUCCAUACAUCUUCCACUUCAUUUGUUUGUUCUGCAUACAGAUAUUCCUAAAUCAUAAUUAUAAAUGCAACUCUGGGGAAGGAAUGGGUACAAGUAAUUUGAUAUUUCUUCUAAAGUAUUAGCUAAAUUUGAGACCCACGUUGUGGAAACCAAGUUUUGGGAGUUCACAAGCAUGAGUUUACAAGCUUUCAUAUCAUG